AUGUUCCUCUUUCACAUCAGCCGUGGAAAGACGAUCGAUUUCCUUCAAGUGUUGGGGUUGUUCGUCUUUGGCUUAGGAAUCAGGGUCGAAGGACGUCAAGUCACGGUCAAGAAUUCUUGUGGUGGUACGGUUUACGCUGCUUAUGCCGGUCAAGGUGGUCAAGUGACAGGUGUCAAUGGAGCUGUUGCUCCUGGUGGAUGGGAGAUGGCGGGUGGGGCGUCAACGGUCUUGAACGUGCCCGAAGGAUGGCAUAACGCCAGGAUCUGGGCACGGACGGGUUGUCAAUCCGGUGGAGGAGGAUGUCAAGUUGGAGCUUGUAAGAGUGGUUCUGUGACUUGCGAUGGUGCAGAGUAUGGUACAACAGGAGCAACUUUGGCAGAAUUUACUCUGGUUCCGACUUAUGAGACGUAUGAUGUGUCCAUGGUAGAUGGCUACAACAUCCCGAUCGCUAUCACUCCCUCUGGUGGGACCUCUGGAACGUGUAGUGUAGCUUCUUGUGGUACUACCACCGAUAUUUUGACGGAUUGUGAUCCGAACCUUGUGUUUCCAAAGGGAAGCAGUGAGAUAUGGAGUUGUCAAAGUGCAUGUGGUGCUGGUAUAGAAUUCGCCUCAUUACAUACGGGUACAUUCGAUCCCGCCAACUCGCCUACUUGUUGUAAUGGUAACUGGGCAAAUGACUGUCCUACCAGUAACAUACCCUAUUACGCUGCUCUGAAGGAGAAUUGUCAGAUGGGUUAUGUGUAUGCUAAAGAUGAUGCCAAUAACGGCGCCUUGAAUUGUAACGGACCAUCCUACUUUGUAGAAUUCUGUCCUGGCGGUAAAGGAGCAGGCAUCAAUCCAUCCGGUAUCUCGCCCAAAACUCUCGAUUCGGGCGGCACGAUAGUAGGAGGUUCUUCAAGCUCCGGGUCAGGUUCAUCCAAUUCCAGUUCUGGCUCCGGUUCUGAAUCAGGAGCUUCCGAGCCGGCUGUUCCGGUAUCAACUUCGACUUAUGCUCAAGUAGGUGCGACUACACCACCCGCGGUACCUACUACAUCUGUUCCCGUUGGCGGUGGUGGUGGAGCAUCAUCAUCUGUCGUAGCUGGUGGCGGCGGUGGAGGAGGAGGAGGAGGAGGUAGACAUUCCCAUGGUGGUUACGCAUUAGAUGUAGGGGGUGAUGGAACCACGACAAUUACUCAAGGGAACACUGUGGUGGUUGAAGUCACUCAGACGGAAGUUGUCACUGCUCGAAAUGAAAGGAGGUCGAGAUUUCAACGACGAUUUUAA
Molecule: messenger RNA, 1263 nt
Organism: Tremella mesenterica DSM 1558
Lineage: Eukaryota; Fungi; Basidiomycota; Tremellomycetes; Tremellales; Tremellaceae
Exons: 11
Coding region: 1-1263 (420 amino acids)
Source: RefSeq, a predicted model, not a curated record